GCAGGUGACACUGUCAGGCAAGGGCCAGUUUAUGGUUCGGAGUGGAAUCUUAUGGUGUGUAUUUUGCCUACCUUGUGGCGUGUCCGAGUAUAUCUUGUCGUUUCAUAAUGGUGCACAUGAAUUGGAACGAAAGGUAGCGUCCAUAAGCCGCUUUUGGCAAUGUUUAAUGCGCUAUGAAGAAACAAAAUGUCCGCACGAUAUCGCUUAUUGUGUGCACUUUCACAUACUUGCUUGUGGGCGCGGCCGUGUUCGAUGCCCUAGAAUCAGAGACAGAGAAAAAGCGCUGGGAUGCUCUGCAAGCGGUAGAGCGAAUGGUUAUCAAACGAUACAACAUUACGGAAGAAGAUUUUAAAGUAAUGGAAACGGUGGUGCUCAAGUCCGAGCCUCAUAAAGCGGGCCAGCAAUGGAAGUUUACAGGCGCUUUCUACUAUGCUACCACUGUUCUCACAACCAUCGGCUAUGGUCACAGCACACCCACAACCAUCGGUGGGAAACUUUUUACCAUGUGCUAUGCCAUUGUUGGUAUUCCGCUGGGCCUUGUCAUGUUCCAAAGCAUCGGCGAGCGCGUCAACAGGCUCAGCAGUUUUGUUAUUCGCACCGUGAAGACAUCUCUUCACUGCCAACACACAACGGCGUCAGAAGUUGAUCUUAUAUGCGUCGUGACUACUCUAAGCUCACUCACGAUAGCUGGGGGCGCGGCGGCAUUUUCCAAAUUUGAGGGUUGGAGCUACUUUGACUCAGUCUACUAUUGCUUUAUUACACUUACAACAAUUGGAUUUGGCGAUAUGGUAGCGCUACAAAAAGACAAUGCUCUUAAUCGAAAACCCGAAUACGUGAUGUUCGCCCUUAUUUUCAUUUUGUUUGGACUGGCAAUUGUGGCAGCUUCGCUAAAUCUUCUUGUGCUACGGUUUGUGACAAUGAACACCGAAGAUGAGCGUCGCGAUGAGGCACAGGCUAUGCAGGCGCUUCAGGUGGCCGUUCGCCUUGAAGGAGAUGUUAUCACAGCAAAUGGUAGCAUUCUGAGUGGUAAUGUGGGUCACGAUAUAGCAUCCACUGAUACGAAUUCAGCAUCCAUCUGUAGUUGCCACUGUGCGUGUUUCAGCGGCAGUAAUAAGAGAUACGAGCAUCGAUUUAAAGUACGUCGUUCACCCAGUCGCAUUCGGCAUCUCUUACAGCCGACAGUACUUCCUAUGAAGGACUUUCUGGGUGAGCCGUCCACAUUUACGCUUUACCAGACGUCCACAACCCUCCUACAGCCCCCCUUCCAAACAAAUGAACUGCCUCCUGUCUACCAACCACACCAGCGAGCUUCAGUGUGAAACCUUUCCAAUAAACGAGUUGGACACAAAUUUCAGGUUUUCUUUUAUU
Phlebotomus argentipes is the source of this 1368-nucleotide messenger RNA. RefSeq names its product two pore potassium channel protein sup-9 (gene Task6). NCBI's taxonomy places the organism in Eukaryota, Metazoa, Arthropoda, Insecta, Diptera, Psychodidae. The record is from RefSeq and is a predicted model, not a curated record. Gene Ontology annotation, molecular function: potassium ion leak channel activity. Gene Ontology annotation, biological process: potassium ion transmembrane transport; stabilization of membrane potential. Gene Ontology annotation, cellular component: membrane. Bases 174 to 1319 code for a protein of 381 amino acids. The transcript has 5 exons.